This is a messenger RNA of Ictidomys tridecemlineatus (thirteen-lined ground squirrel), 3425 nucleotides long. It is a transcript of the gene Cct6b, whose product is annotated as chaperonin containing TCP1 subunit 6B. Gene Ontology annotation, molecular function: ATP hydrolysis activity; ATP-dependent protein folding chaperone; ATP binding. NCBI's taxonomy places the organism in Eukaryota, Metazoa, Chordata, Mammalia, Rodentia, Sciuridae. The record is from RefSeq and is a predicted model, not a curated record. Gene Ontology annotation, biological process: protein folding.
AUUUAAAAAGGGGGGGGGGCAGGGAGCUGGGGCUGGGACUUAACUGUAGAGCUUCACCGGAUCCAAUUCCCAGUAAGGUAAGAAACAAAACAAGAAACCUUAUAAUAAAGCCCCUUUCACCCUCCAAUCCUGAGAUAACAAAUCCUGUAGUUCUCCCUCAUCGUCGCUGUCAGCAUUCUCCUCUUCCUUUUUUUGCAGUUCUUUUAUAGUCAAAACCUCUUUAAGUUUAUUUUUAAUCUCAUCCUGGCGAUUCCGCAGCUUUUCCACCCGACGGUAACAUUCUAUCUGCUCAUCAAUCUCCCCAAUCUGGCGGUCCAACCGUCCCUCCUCAUCCUCUUCAGCGACUAUAGCUUCGGAAAUAGUGUUGACCUGCCUCAUGGCUUUUUGAAAUUCCUCCCACUCUUUGUCCAUUUGGUCCUUUGGAGCAUCAACCUUUCGUACCUUUGCAUCUACUUCAGGGUCGUCAAAAAAUCCUUCCGGUAAUGCUUCCGCGGUAUUCUCUCUCCUUUCCACCACUUUUUCAUGUAUUUCUGCUUUCUCAAUUGACCCUGAAUGAGGAAUUAAGGGGGCCUUGGGAGGAUUGGUAUUAAAGGAAUCGUUUGGUAGCACACUACUUGUUGCUUCCCGAGAGGAAGAAAGUGAGUGUUCUUUGCCGUGUGUACUAGGCGGCAGCUUACUAUCUCCUUUUUUUCCUUCUCCGCCUCCCUCCUCUUCCUCCUCCUCCUCCUCCUCAUCUUCAUAAUCAGGGAGUAAACCGAGUCCCGAAGGUUUACUGGGUGUCGAUCUAGCGGACUCUUUUCCUGUUUUGUCAAAGUUGGUGGACAAAGCGGACGUGGAGGGCUGUACCUGAGGAACCGAGGCCUUCGCUCUCUUGGCGUCUUGAUUAUCCGCAUCCGACGCUUUCCUCUUGAUGAGAAGAGACGCAGCGUUUGCAGAUGGACCCUGGGCGGCUCCCUUCGCACCUUUCAGCUCGGACACUUUCUCUCGGUGCUGCUUUCCCAAGACGUGAGUCUGCCACAGGAGCUCGCUCUUUACCGGGGUGUUACAAAGGGCACAGCUCAACUGCCCCAAGCGGUUGUACUUCGCGAACGGAGAUUCUAUCCUUUUCCGGUUACUGCUCAGACGCUGCUUCUCCUUCAUCAAUCGUCUGAGUUCUUCUUGAUUUACUACUCGCUUCCCGGCCGCAGGCCGAGCGGAGGCGGAGGACGCCAUUUUUGCGACCAGAUCUCUGGCGAUUCUGGCUUCCGUCCCGGCGAGGCUUGAUUGCGUCACUUCCUGAUGGAGCGACGAUUGGUCACAGCGCAGGAGAGGGCGUGGCGCCAGAAUUUUACCUCAGAACCAGCAAGAAGGCUGUUUUUCCCCGCUCAACCGUUAGGCUAUGGCAGCGAUCAAAGCUAUAAACUCCAAGGCUGAGGUGGCGCGGGCCCAGGCGGCCUUGGCUGUCAACAUAUGCGCCGCCCGAGGGUUGCAGGAUGUGCUGCGGACCAACCUGGGUCCUAAGGGCACCAUGAAAAUGCUUGUUUCUGGUGCCGGUGACAUCAAACUCACCAAAGAUGGCAAUGUACUGCUUCAUGAGAUGCAAAUUCAACACCCAACAGCUUCCUUGAUAGCAAAAGUUGCAACAGCACAGGAUGACAUCACAGGAGAUGGUACUACUUCAAAUGUUCUAAUUAUUGGAGAGUUAUUAAAACAAGCUGAUCUUUACAUUUCUGAGGGCCUGCACCCUAGAAUAAUAGCAGAAGGAUUUGAAGCUGCAAAGAUAAAAGCACUUGAUGUUUUGGAGGAAGUUAAAGUAAAAAAGGAGAUGAAAAGAGAAAUCCUCUUGGAUGUGGCUAGAACAUCUCUACGGACGAAAGUUCAUGCAGAACUGGCUAAUGUGUUAACAGAGGCUGUGGUGGAUUCCGUAUUGGCUGUUAGAAGACCAGGUUAUCCUAUUGAUCUCUUCAUGGUGGAAAUAGUGGAGAUGAAGCAUAAAGCAGGAACAGAUACACAGUUGAUCCGAGGAUUAGUUUUGGAUCAUGGUGCCCGUCAUCCAGAUAUGAAGAAGCAAGUAAGAGAUGCAUUUAUUCUUACUUGCAAUGUGUCACUAGAAUAUGAAAAAACAGAGGUGAACUCUGGUUUCUUUUACAAGACUGCAGAAGAGAAAGAGAAAUUGGUAAAAGCUGAAAGGAAAUUUAUUGAAGAUAGAGUACAAAAAAUAAUAGACCUGAAAGAGAAAGUCUGUUCUGAGACCAAUAAAGGAUUUGUUGUCAUUAAUCAAAAGGGAAUUGAUCCAUUUUCCUUAGAUGUUCUUGCAAAACAUGGAAUAGUAGCUCUUCGUAGAGCCAAAAGAAGAAAUAUGGAAAGACUCUCUCUUGCUUGUGGUGGAGUGGCUGUGAAUUCUCUUGAAGACCUAAAUGCAGAAUGCUUGGGACAUGCUGGUCUUGUAUAUGAGUACACACUAGGUGAAGAAAAGUUCACUUUUAUUGAGGACUGUGUUAACCCUCGCUCUGUCACCUUGUUGGUCAAAGGACCAAAUAAGCAUACUCUUACACAAAUCAAGGAUGCCCUAAGAGAUGGACUUCGUGCCAUCAAAAAUGCCAUUGAAGAUGGUUGUGUGGUUCCAGGGGCUGGUGCAGUUGAAGUGGCAAUAGCUGAAGCUCUUGUUAAGCACAAGCACAGUGUAAAGGGAAGAGCUCGUCUUGGAGUCCAAGCUUUUGCUGAUGCCUUACUCAUUAUUCCCAAGGUUCUGGCUCAGAAUUCUGGUUAUGACUUGCAGGAAACACUAGUAAAAAUUCAGGCUGAGCAUUCAGAAUCAAAGCAACUGGUUGGCAUAGAUUUGAAUACAGGGGAGUCAAUGGUACCAGCAGAUACAGGAGUCUGGGAUAAUUAUUGUGUGAAAAAACAACUUCUUCACUCUUGCACAGUGAUUGCCACCAACAUUCUCCUGGUUGAUGAAAUUAUGCGAGCUGGGAUGUCUUCUCUCAAAGGGUGAUGAAAUGAAACCCAACUCUUCUGGAAGACAAUUCAGGGCAUCUGACAUUCAACUGUUGUGGGAUAGCAUGGGCCAUUCUUAAUUUUUACAAAAUAAAUGUAGCUUAUAUAUUAUGGUUUAAAUUGUCUCAAAGAUCAUCAAGUUAUAAAGAGCCAAAGAAAUGUUUUCACAGUAAAAGGAUAUAAUGGAAAUAUUUUUUCAGAGUCCUAACUCCUUACUCUGUGUUUUGUAAGCUAUUGCAAUUUUUAUAAAAUAGAAUUUAUUAUAAUUGUUAGAUAUUUUGGGAUAACUUUUAAUUAUUCAAAUAUGCAGCACAGGUUUUAGAAUCUAAAUAAAUUCCCCAUUUAUCAGAGGGUAUAAAGGUAGUAAGACAAACUGUUUUACUGUCUUGAAAGUCCUUCAGUAAAUUCUUGUUGCCACUCUUUCCUUUUAUAAAUAUAGCAUCACUUUA